UAGCUUUGGCAGAAACUCACCAUGACGGGCCUGAGUCUGAGGGAUUUACCAGAUGUUGAUUUUGAAGACAAUGAGAUCAGCAUCAAUGUUGGGGGCUUUAAGAAAAAGAUGAGGUCCAACACAUUGUUGAGAUUCCCAGAAACCAGACUGGGCAAGCUCCUGAGCUGCCAUUCCAAGGAGUCGAUCUUAGAGCUUUGCGAUGAUUACGAUGAUACCAAGAACGAGUUCUACUUUGACAGGAACCCUGAACUUUUCCCAUACGUGCUGCAUUUUUAUAACACUGGAAAGCUUCACGUCAUGGGUGAGCUCUGCGUGUUUUCCUUCAGCCAGGAGAUUGAAUAUUGGGGAAUCAACGAAUUCUUCAUUGACUCCUGCUGCAGUUACAGCUACCAUGGGAGGAAAAUGGAACCCGAUCAAGAGAAAUGGGAAGACCACAGUGACCAGGAAAGCACCAACUCCUCCUUUGAUGAGAUCUUGGCCUUCUAUAACGACGCUGCUAAGUUUGACAAUCAACCUUUCGGGAAAGUCAGGCGGCAGCUGUGGCUAGCUUUAGACAACCCCGGCUACUCCGUCUUGAGCCGAAUAUUUAGUGUCCUUUCCAUCAUGGUUGUUCUGGGGUCCAUCGUCACCAUGUGCUUGAACAGCCUCGCAGACUUUCAGAUUGUUCGCCGCAAUGGGAACUCUGAAGAAGACCCCCGAUUUGAAAUUGUGGAACAUUUUGGUAUCGCGUGGUUCACCUUCGAGCUGGUGGCAAGAUUCGCAGUCGCACCAGACUUCUUGAAGUUUUUUAAGCAUGCACUGAAUCUGAUUGAUCUCAUGUCCAUCCUUCCAUUUUACAUCACUCUAAUUGUCAACUUGGUGGUGGAAAGUAGCCCUGCUUUAGCUAAUUUAGGCAGAGUAGCCCAAGUCCUGAGACUCAUGAGGAUAUUCCGCAUCUUAAAACUUGCUAGACAUUCGACGGGCCUUAGAUCCCUGGGAGCCACUCUCAAAUAUAGCUACAGGGAGGUGGGGCUUCUCUUGCUAUACCUCUCAGUAGGGAUCUCUAUAUUCUCUGUAGUGGCGUACACAAUCGAAAAGGAAGAAAACAGAAGCCUAGAAACGAUCCCUGCUUGCUGGUGGUGGGCUACGGUCAGCAUGACCACAGUCGGCUACGGAGACGUGGUCCCCGUGACCAUGGCCGGCCGGCUGACAGCUUCUGCCUGCAUCCUAGCUGGCAUCCUGGUCGUAGUCCUCCCAAUCACACUCAUCUUCAACAAAUUCUCUCAUUUCUAUAGGCGCCAGAAGCAGCUAGAGAGUGCAAUGCGGAGCUGCGAUUUUGGUGACGGGAUGAAAGUGGUCCCUUCUGUCAAUUUAAGGGAUUACUAUGCCUACAAAGUGAAAUCUCUGAUGGCCAGUCUCACAAACAUGAGCCGGAGCACACCCAGUGAACUAAGUCUAAACGAUUCACUGCACUAGUCUCUGGUUCCAAAACCAGUUUGCAUGAUGGAAAACCGAGCUGCGUUUCAUAUUUUGUUGUUUCUCUCUGCUCUUGUCGAUGCUGCCCUGAGGACAGGGUCCAAUGACUGCCUUUUCCACCACGAGGUAUU
Molecule: messenger RNA, 1586 nt
Organism: Euleptes europaea (tarantolino)
Lineage: Eukaryota; Metazoa; Chordata; Lepidosauria; Squamata; Sphaerodactylidae
Gene: KCNS2
Product: potassium voltage-gated channel modifier subfamily S member 2
Exons: 1
Coding region: 22-1455 (477 amino acids)
Biological process (GO): protein homooligomerization; potassium ion transmembrane transport; regulation of delayed rectifier potassium channel activity
Cellular component (GO): membrane; voltage-gated potassium channel complex
Molecular function (GO): voltage-gated potassium channel activity; protein binding
Source: RefSeq, a predicted model, not a curated record